AUGCCGCGAGCCUUCCUUGUAAAGAAGGCGAGAUACUCUCCCGGUAAGCGGAACUGGAGCGAGCUGCCAGACCACGAGCGCGGGUACGUCUAUAUCCCAGUGUCUGCAUUCCCCUUAUUGGAGGAGACUGAAGCCAGCCCAGCAGAGACCGCUCUCUGUCUCUCCACGACGACACGCUACGAAUACACCAAACGCACAGAAUCACUCCUGCGUGACGUGCACAGCGUGAUGACCCCUAGAGCGGAGCUGCCCUCGUGCACGGUGCUGGGUCGACCCCAAAGCCCGGGUCAGGGGUUAAAGGUCAAGAGGAGGGCACAGAGCAGUCCCUACGUCCGCUCCAAAAUCAAGGUGACUACAGGUGAGCUACCCAGUGAGAUUCCAACACCUCCCCAGCCUUCCGUCCCCGAAAUCACCACCACACCUGUUGCCUUGACGACGUCCGCUACUGUCCCGGUCUCCACAGUAACGAGGUCAGGGACAGGUGCUCAGGCGACGUUCGUGUGCCAGAUGUGCCAGAAGGUGUUCCAGCACCAGAGGAUGUUGAACCGGCACCUGAAGUGUCACAGUGAUACUAAGAGACACUUGUGUAACCACUGUGGUAAAGGAUUCAACGACACCUUCGACCUGAAGAGACACGUCAGAACACACACAGGAGUGCGUCCCUACAAGUGUUCUCUCUGUGACAAGGCCUUCACCCAGCGCUGCUCUCUGGAGUCUCACAUGAAGAAGAUCCACGGUGUGACCCUGCAGUACGCCUAUAAGGAGAGACGCAACAAACUCUACGUCUGUGAGGAGUGUGGCCACACCGCCCCUUCCCAGGAUGCACUGCUCGAACACUACCACGCCCUCCACCCCAACUCCGCCUUCCUGAGGGCGAAGGGGGGGAGAGGGGCAGGGGGUGAGGGGGGUGAGGAGUCAAUGCCUGGGUCGCCACUUUCGAACAGUCAGUAUAGUGAUGAUACUACAGGAUCAGGGGGGCAGUAG
Molecule: messenger RNA, 984 nt
Organism: Salvelinus namaycush (lake trout)
Lineage: Eukaryota; Metazoa; Chordata; Actinopteri; Salmoniformes; Salmonidae
Product: putative transcription factor Ovo-like 1
Exons: 5
Coding region: 1-984 (327 amino acids)
Biological process (GO): regulation of transcription by RNA polymerase II; epidermal cell differentiation
Cellular component (GO): nucleus
Molecular function (GO): DNA-binding transcription factor activity, RNA polymerase II-specific; RNA polymerase II cis-regulatory region sequence-specific DNA binding
Source: RefSeq, a predicted model, not a curated record